This is a messenger RNA of Staurois parvus, 280 nucleotides long. Lineage: Eukaryota; Metazoa; Chordata; Amphibia; Anura; Ranidae. The record is from the annotation of a GenBank genome assembly.
UGAUAGCAUUAUCCAAACAUGACCCCAUGACCAUGUUUGGACAAUGUCAUUGGCCAAAUAUGGCCAUGUGGUCACAUUAGCAUACUGUAUAGCAAUGUUGUAUUAUCUGAAAGGUUAUGAUCAGGGGCGGACUGACCAUUUGGAAACUCGGGCACUGCCCGAGGGCCCGGGGUCAGUAGGGGCCCCAUGAGAUGCCCCUGGUACCUUUUUCAUAGGCUUUUUUGAGUUUGGGCAAGGACACAGGGGCCCCAUGAUCCCCUAUUGCCCGGGGGCCCCAUGA